AAACUUGCAGCGCCAACCCAAAAGUUGAGCAGAAAUGGUGGGAUUGAAAACACACUUGCUUCCUCCACUCCUCCUCUUCUCUCUCUCCGCCCUCUUCUUCUUCUCCUACUUCCACUCCUCCCUCCCCCUCCUCUCCUCCCCACACCCAAACCCUAACCCUAAUUUCACCCUCCACCCCCCAAACCCCGAUUUCACCUUCAUCAUCAAGCUCCUCGCCUACAACCGCCUCGACUCCCUCUCCCGCUGCCUCCGCUCCCUCGCCGCCGCCGACUACCUCUCCGACCGCGUCCACCUCCACGUCCACAUUGACCAUUUUCCCCUCCCCGACGACGACGCGGAUCGCAAGCUGCUGGAGUCGCGUCGGAUUCUGGACUUCGUCGAUGGGUUCGAGUGGAGGUUCGGAGAGAAGGUCGUGCACUACCGGACUGCGAAUGUGGGCCUCCAGGCCCAGUGGCUCGAGGCCUGGUGGCCCAGCUCCGAUCACGAGUUCGCUUUCGUUGUGGAAGAUGACUUGGAGGUGUCGCCGCUCUAUUACAAGUUUCUCAAGAAUCUGAUUCUGAAUUACUAUUACAAUGCCUCCAAUUCUCGCCCCUACAUCUAUGGAGCUUCGCUACAGAGACCAAGGUUUGUUCCAGGUAAACACGGUAACAAACUAAAAUUGGAUGAUAGAACACGGCUCUUUCUAUACCAACUGGUUGGUACUUGGGGUCAACUUCUCUUUCCGAAACCUUGGAAAGAGUUCAGGUUGUGGUACGACAAAAACAAGGCAAAAGGCAUUAAGCCAUAUCUCGAUGGCAUGGUGACUACUGGGUGGUAUAAAAAGAUCGGAGAGAAGAUAUGGACACCUUGGUUUAUUAAAUUCAUUCACACUCGUGGCUAUUUCAAUAUCUACACCAACUUUUUACAUGAGAGAGCGCUUAGCGUCUCUCACAGAGAUGCUGGUGUUAAUUAUGGGAAAACAGCUGGGCCUGAUUCACAUAUAUUGGAUGAAAGUUCUCUUGAAUUUAAGUUCUGGGAUAUGCAACCGUUGGGUGAUCUCAAGUGGUAUGAUUUUUGUUUCAGAGAAAUAUUUCCUGAAAGAGUAAUUGCGAGCCUUGAAGAACUUGGGUCUGUUCUUAAUUCUGUGCAGAAACACAACAAUGUUAUUUUUGUCAGCCUGUUUGGGGUUAAAGAGAUGGUAAUAAGCAACUUGCUCUGCCACUUUGAGAGUCUAAAUUUGCGGAACUAUAUACUUGUUGGCCCCGAGUCUGAAUUCCUGUUUGAUCUGGCAAGAAGAGGACAUUCAGUGAUCAUUACGAACCGGUUUCUGGAGAGUGUAGGAGCUUAUAAAUUGCUUACUGUGCACAAUUCUUAUGUGCAAGUGAUCAGUGAAAUAUUAGUGAAAGUCUAUGUAUUACAAAAGUGUUUAGAAUCUAGGUACAGUUCCUGGGUGGUGGAUGGGAACAUGCUUCCAGUCAGCAUUGACCCAUUUGUCGUCGAGUCUGAUCCCUCAUAUGAUUUCUAUAUUGGUACGAGCUCAGAACUUUUCUUUGCCAGAGGGUCAUCUUUUGCUGAAAAAGAUGUUUGGGGUACUGAUUUCAUAUCAAAAUUUGCAAUGAUGGUGAACUCUCUGCUUGUUAGGCAACAGAGCAUAAGUUUUGGGUAUGUAAUGGCCAAGUUCUUGGAACUGAAGAAGGGUGUGAGAGUGAACACUCUCGAUGAGACAAGCUUUGGUCUUAGGAUUGAUAACAGUAAUGUUAAUCAAUCUUUAGGUGAUGGAAAGAAGAUAGUAUUUUGGCCUAAUGAUAUGGCUUCAGAUAUUGUUCAGAAGCGGCUUCAAGAAAUCGGUAUUUGGGUUAUAAAUGAUGACUCUUCUUGUAAGGCUGUUGUUUGCCACCGGUAAUAGCAUCUGGUAGGAGUUAUACCCGUACAUUAAUCUCUGAAUUCAAUGUAAUCUAUGUAUCUAUAGCCAUUUGCCUUGUAAUGCAAUUCUGUUUCAGCUCUGAA
Molecule: messenger RNA, 1986 nt
Organism: Rosa rugosa (rugosa rose)
Lineage: Eukaryota; Viridiplantae; Streptophyta; Magnoliopsida; Rosales; Rosaceae
Exons: 3
Coding region: 35-1882 (615 amino acids)
Source: RefSeq, a predicted model, not a curated record